Molecule: messenger RNA, 1176 nt
Organism: Capsicum annuum
Lineage: Eukaryota; Viridiplantae; Streptophyta; Magnoliopsida; Solanales; Solanaceae
Exons: 3
Coding region: 59-946 (295 amino acids)
Source: RefSeq, a predicted model, not a curated record
AUUCUUCACUGCAAGACAGAUUUUUCAAUUCAUUCAUCUUCUAAUUCAACAAACAACAAUGGUGAAAUUAGCAUCAGCAAGAGAGAUCAGAAUGUACGGUCCAAGAUUGAACCGUAACCGAUUCGAGUACAUCAACGCUGGUGUAUACAUGUUUGCUGCAAUUUUGCUCGUUGGUGGGUUCGCAGCUCAGUUCUCGAAAGAGCAAUUGUCCGGUUUGGUUUUGUUGUUUAUAGGAUUGGCGGUGAUUAUGGUAGUGAAUGUGCAUGAUUUGCUUGCUCACCUUGCUGGCAUUGAUUAUAGAUUUUUGUUGCUUGGAUUUGACCCACAACUUGCUCUGGUUGAAUUUGCUGUCCCUGUGGUUCACUCUCUUGGAACUCUUCUUUACUUCCUGGGCAUUCUUUUUCUCUUCACUCAGGCAGAAAAGGGGCAUGACAAUUUCAAAGUGGAGAAGCAAGCUGUGAAUCUGCUUAUUGCUGGCCCUGCACUAUGGCUGAUUGGUUCAAUCCAUAACUCAUGUCAGAUUUAUGAAAGAGCGGAUGGGCACGUACAAAUCUUGCAACAAAGCGUUAACAUUCCCUUCUUGUUGGGCAGUUUACUGUUUCUGGUAGGAGCAAUCCUCAAUUGGCAAAAGCAGUCAGGAUAUGUCCACCAUGGCUUGAAAUUGUUAAGUGACGACUGGAAAUGGUUCGGAGUAUUUGGGAGUUUAUUGCUAUUAAUUGGGGGACUAAUGAACGUGGUAAAAGUAUUCAAGAUGCAACAAAUGAGUGGAUUGAGGCUAGAAAAGCUACGAGGCGGAGCACAGGACCGACUGAUGCAAGAAAGAGAGGGGCAAAUGCCACUGAUAAUAGAAGAGCAAAGGCGAAGGAGAAACUUGCCAGAGGAGGGAACAACAUCAACUACUGUUGCCCCAACUCCUUACAAAGAUGUUCUUGUUGGUCAGGCUUGAGAGUGAACAAUAACAAACCAUACAUAGAGUUUGCAUUUAGCUUCUUCUUGCAGCCUCACCAAUAUAUGAAACCUUGAUUACUGGCAAAACUGCUGAGGGAUUGUUUGAUCACGAUAGUAUAUACUUGAAUUUGAUGUUGAUCGAUAUGUGGAUCAUGAUCGGUAAGUAUUUGAUUCAGACUGUAGUAUGGGGUCAUUCGCACAAAUGACACUAUUUUGGGUGGUCUUUAA